Molecule: messenger RNA, 360 nt
Organism: Aspergillus saccharolyticus JOP 1030-1
Lineage: Eukaryota; Fungi; Ascomycota; Eurotiomycetes; Eurotiales; Aspergillaceae
Exons: 1
Coding region: 53-289 (78 amino acids)
Source: RefSeq, a predicted model, not a curated record
UGUUCCCCGAGCCUGCUUCGGCGCCUAUCCCGUGCGACACCAAGCCCUGUACAUGGGCAGCAAUCUCCAGAUCUCGACCGAUGGUGUUCCGCGGUCAAUCAGUUCCGCUACCCCGACAGAAUAUGGCUCUGAUGGUGACAUCGGCCGCUUCUACUCCCAGUGCGCCAGCCCGGAUCUCCCAACGGCGGCGUCACUGCACGAAACCCUGCCACGGCCUCAGCGUCUCAAAUCCCUACCGUCGCUGGCAAGCUUGUUCCGCUCUGCAUCCAGCUUCAAGAGCAUGGUAUAGCGAGAACCUAUUACGCACCCACGACGAGUCUGACUGAGGCCUGGCGCUGAAGCAUCCGAUUGUUGUUGUCC